This is a messenger RNA of Emiliania huxleyi CCMP1516, 1626 nucleotides long. RefSeq names its product putative ABC transporter. The transcript has 3 exons. Gene Ontology annotation, cellular component: membrane. The record is from RefSeq and is a predicted model, not a curated record. Gene Ontology annotation, biological process: transmembrane transport. Gene Ontology annotation, molecular function: ATP hydrolysis activity; ABC-type transporter activity; ATP binding. Bases 1 to 1626 code for a protein of 541 amino acids. Lineage: Eukaryota; Haptophyta; Isochrysidales; Noelaerhabdaceae.
AUGGGGACCGGCGACGCGCUCGGCGACUUCUGGUGCAUCUACCUGUUCGGAGUGGCGCAGCAGCGAAUCAUCCGAGGGCUGCGGCUGCGUCUGUUUGGCGCCAUCGUGCGCCAGGACAUCGGCUUCUUCGACACGACGCCGAGCGGCGAGAUCGCCUCGCGGCUGACGGCGGACUGCGCCGAGAUGGCCAACGACCUCACCUGGGUGUUCCGCUUCACGAUCGAGGCCGUCGUGCGGCUCGGCAGCAUCCUGCUCUACAUGUUUGUGAGGUCGUGGAGGCUCGGUCUGCUCGCCAUCGCAAUCGUCCCUGCGACCGCGCUGAUCAACCGCAGCUACGCGCGAUUCAUGCAUCGCAACCAGCAGCAGGUGCAAGCCGCGCUCGCCGACGCAAACGCGAUCGCCAUCGAGGUGAUCGGCGCGAUUCGGACGGUGUGCUCGUUCGCGGGCGAGCGGCGCGAGCAGGCGCGCUACCAGGCCAAGGUGGAGAAGUUCUAUUCCCUCAUCGUGAGACAGACGGCGGUGCAGGGCGUCUACUACAUGGUGUGCAACACCUUCCUGAUCAACACCUGCGUCCAGGCCGCCCUGCUCGCCUACGGCUGCUUCCUGGUCGAGCGCGGCUUGCUGAGCCACACCGUGCUCCUCGCCUUUAUGCUCUACCAGGGCCAGCUGCAGGAGUACGCGCAGAACUUGCUCAACUCCUUCACGUCGCUGCUCAAGAGCUCGGGCGCCGCCGCGAAGGUCUUCGACUACAUCGAGCGCCGGCCACGCUACCGACGCCCCGACAAGGGCGGCGGCGGCCGCGGCGGCGAGAGCACGGAGAACGGCGACGCGUGCGGCCUCGUCGAGCUGCGCGACGUCUUCUUCUGCUACCCGUCCCGCCCCGAGGCGGCCGUGCUUCGCGGCCUCUCGCUCACCGUCCUCCCGGGCCAGACGGUGGCGCUGGUGGGGCAGAGCGGCUCGGGAAAGUCGACGGUCCUCCACCUGCUCAAGCACUUUUACGAGGCAACCAGCGGCUGCGUGCGCAUCGACGGGCGAGACGUCUGCGACAUGCCGCACGCCGAGCUGCACGCCGUCGCCGCCUCCGUCAGCCAGGAGCCCGUCCUCCUCUCGGGCACCAUCGAGGACAACAUCCGCUACGCCCUCUCCGCGCGCGCCGCCAGCAACGAUGACGAGGCGGCGCUCCGCGAGCGCUUGGUGGCGGCGGCGACGGCCGCGAACGCGCAUGGCUUCAUUAGCGGGCUACGCGACGGCUAUCAGACGGCGGUGGGGGAGCGGGGGGUGCAGCUGAGUGGCGGGCAGCGCCAACGCAUCGCCAUCGCGCGCUCGCUGCUGCUGGACCCGGCGGUGCUGCUGCUCGACGAGGCGACGUCGGCGCUUGACGCCGAGAGCGAGGCGGCGGUGCAGGAGGCGCUCGAGCGAGCGAUGCAGGGGCGCACCACUCUCGUGAUUGCGCAUCGGCUGUCCACGGUACGCCACGCGGACUGCAUCGUGCUCAUGCACGGCGGCGCGGCGGUCGAGGCAGGGACACACGACGAGCUGAUCGCCAGACCGCUCCCUGCCGGCGGAGCGCCGAGCUACCGUCAGCUCGUCAAGCUUCAAACAGCCGCGGGUGGUGGUGACACAUGA